Saccharomycopsis crataegensis is the source of this 2865-nucleotide messenger RNA. It is a transcript of the gene APL4, whose product is annotated as AP-1 complex subunit gamma. Gene Ontology annotation, cellular component: membrane coat; Golgi apparatus; AP-1 adaptor complex. Bases 1 to 2865 code for a protein of 954 amino acids. Gene Ontology annotation, biological process: intracellular protein transport; Golgi to vacuole transport. Lineage: Eukaryota; Fungi; Ascomycota; Saccharomycetes; Ascoideales; Saccharomycopsidaceae. Gene Ontology annotation, molecular function: clathrin-cargo adaptor activity. The transcript has a single exon. The record is from RefSeq and is a predicted model, not a curated record.
AUGGGCUCUCUUAAAUCCUUCAUCAAGGCCGUCAGAUACUCCAAGACAAUUGCCGAUGAAAGAUCGGUGAUCCGUAAAGAGUCCGCCGCAAUCAGAACCGCAUUCAAAGAUGUCAACUUGUCCAACAACAAGAGAAGGGUCAACAUCCAGAAAUUGUUGUACCUUUAUAUAUUGGGAGAAAAAACCCAUUUUGGGCAGAUCGAAUGUAUCAAAUUAUUGGCGAGCUCGAACUUCAUCGAUAAACGAUUGGGUUACUUGGCCGCUAGUUUGUUGUUGGACGAAAAUCAAGAAAUCUUGACAUUGUUGACCAAUUCGUUAGUACAGGACCUCAACCAUCCUAACCAGUUCUUUGUUGCGUUAUCGCUUUCUACUUUGGCCACGGUAUUAUCCUACGAUUUGUCCAACGAUACUUAUAACGAUGUGUUGAGGAUUUUAACCCAUAAUGGUAACAAUCCUUACUUGAAGAAAAAAGCCAUCUUGGUUUCCGCAAGAAUUAUCGAGAAAAACGGUGAUUUGAUCGAAAUAUUCUUUGAGAAUUUCAAUAAAUUCAACUUGCUAAACGUCAAUGAAAGAGAUCACUCUGUUUUGUUGGCGAUUUGCCAAAUGUUGAAGAGUUUCUUCAUAUAUGGGGACAAUUCUAUCAGAACCGCGCUUUUCAUCAACGCCUUGCCAAAAUUAUUGGUCAUCUUGAAAAACUUGUCGUCUACUAGUUAUAACCCUGAGUACGAUAUCAUGGGUAUAUCCGAUCCAUUCUUACAUGUCUCUUUAUUACAAACCAUCACAUUAAUCAUCACUUUAUCUAAAGUUGUCAUUGAGGGAGAAGAAACAAACAAUCAACAAUUUGUCAAUCCAAACAAGUACAAUGUUCCAAAGCUAUACGGCAGAUUGAACGACCAAUACAAUGAUUUAUUGACCCAAAUCUCUUCCAAUGUUGAAUUUGGUAAAAACUCUGGUAACUUGAUCUUGUAUGAAGUGGUCAGAUCCAUUUUCCAGUUGAAGAAUUCUAAUAGUGCCCUCAAAGUUUUGGGGAUCAACUUAUUGGGUAAAUUCUUGACUUUAAAAGAUAACAAUAUCAAAUAUAUCUCGUUGAAUACUCUUUUAACCGUGGUGAAAUUUGAACCAAAGACUGUUCAAAGACAUCAAUCGAUUAUUAUCAACUGCUUAUUUGAUAACGAUAUCAGUAUCAAGAGAAGAGCUUUAGAAUUGAUCUUCGAAAUCUUGAACGAGAACAACAUUCGUGUUUUGAUUAAAGAGUUGGUGAAAUUCUUGGAAAACUCUGCUGCGGAUAAUAGCGUUAACGGUAACAAUAAUGGGUUCAACGAAUUUAAUACUUUCAGUUACAACUUAUCUAAAGAUUUAAAUGACUUCUCAUUGAAUUCUGGAGCGUCUUCGAAAACCAAUAGUGGAUCGGCACCAGGAACCUUGGAUAACUCUUUCAGUUAUUCGUUGAACAACCUUGAUUUGAAGUUUUUCAUCACCACUAAAUUAUCGAUCUUAUUGAAGAACUACUCUCCUAAUUUGAAAUUUUUUUUCAAAUAUUUGAUAAUCUUGUUGAAUUUGAAUGGGAACUAUUUGACCAAUGAUAUCAUUCUGUUUAUUUUGGCCAUCAUUUCUAAUAUUGCCAAUAACAAACCGGUGAGUGUCGGUGCGGCCAGCGGUAGCAACGCCAAUGAUAACCAACUUUUGAUUAAGGACAGUCUAAACCAGAUUUUUAACUUAAGUUAUAAUAAUUUAUCCAACAAUGGGUUGAAUUUGAUCAAUGUAUGGUGUUUGGGUGAAUACGGUGAUUUGAUACUAAAUGGAAAAUUCGAGCAUUCGAACUCGGUGAUUACCGGUGAUGUGAUUAUCGAUUAUCUCAGUAGGUUGACAAAAUCUACCACCAGUCAGUUGAUAAACUCGUACGUGUUGACCACAUUAUUGAAACUUUCUAAAGUCUUGCAUAAUGAUCUUCAAACGGUGGCAAAGAUUGAAAUGUUGAUUAGAAGUUUCACUGAUUCAAUCAAUAUCAAUUUACAAAUGAAAGCGAUUGAAUACUUGGAAAUCAUGAGCAUUAAAGACGUCAAUAUUAAGAACGGUUUGUUAGAAAGAAUCCCACCACCAAUGAUCAAAGAAAUUGGUAAAGUUAGUCUUUCAAAUAGUUUGGAUAAUCCAUCGGCUUCAUUAUCUGCAUCAUCUACCAACGCGGUUACUUCUACCGAUAAUUUCUUGUUAGAUUUGAUGGAUGAUACUGACGCCAGUGAAAAACCAUCAGCCCCUGCCCCAGCUCAAAAUAAUGCCGAUUUAUUGUCGGAUAUCUUUGGUAGUAGCGCCCCAUCUGUCGCUCCUACUAAGCCUGCAUCUGCCGAUAUUUUAGGAUUGUUUGAUUCUUCAUCGUCAUCACAAUCACAACCUGUGGGACAAGCUGCACUGAUGGUUGGUGCUGCUGCUACUGCUGCUCCGGCUUCUGAGGGCCCGUCUCAAAAUGUAUUGAAUUUAUUUGGGAAUACCUCAUCAGUCAACAACCAAUUCUUAGGCGACGCAAAAUAUGAACAGAUUUUCAAUAAUGAAGAUGUUAGUAUUAAAUUGUACUUGAAGAGUUUGGCUACAGGAUCUGCGGUGUUGGAAAUUUACAUUCUCAAUUCAUCGGCGGUUGAUGCCCCGCUUACCAACUUCAAUUUGCUUAUCGCUGUUGCUAAAUCACAAAAAUUGGUGAUUGUUCCUAGUGAAAUGGUUACCGAGGUCAAUAAAACCAACUUCUACAAACAAGAAUUGAAGAUUAAUGGUAAAGUUGGCUCUAAGUUGAAAUUGAGAGUUAAGUUCAGCUAUCAAUUAAAUGGGGCUACCAAGGAUGUUUUGUUUGACCACAAUGUCAACAAGACACUAUGA